AUGCUAACGACCAGUGAAACUGCUAGUAGUUUGAGAAGUUGGCAGAGCAAUAUCUCCAAGCCUCUUGUGGGCUGACCUGGUCUGUUCUCAGUGUGUUAGGCCCUUCUGGGGUGAAGUGCUCGCGGCUGGACCAUUGAGCAUAGAAAAUUAAGUGAGUCGGUGAUGGAUGGCCUGAUGAUUGACAGCCCGCAAAAGGAAUUCAUCUGUGUGUGCGUUCGAGAUCCACGCUGUCACAAAGAAAACUUCUGGCACACACACAUAGACUAUGAGAUCUGCCUAUAUACAAACAGCAUGUGCUUCAGGAAGAAAACCUCUUGUGUUCGGCGCCGCUACAGUGAGUUUGUAUGGCUGCGUCAGAGGCUACAGGAGAACGAAUUUCUCAUAGACCUUCCAAAACUUCCUCCUUGGAAUCCAUUCUUCAGUUUGGGCAACAGUUGCCACGUGGCUGAUCGGAUGAAGGGACUCCAGAAGUUCUUAGAGGAUGUACUACAGACUCCCUUUUUCCUGUCCGAAAGCCGACUGCACCUGUUUCUGCAGUCGCAUCUAAGCAUCAUGAAGAUUGAUGCAUGUGCCCAAGGACUCACGCGCUACACUGUAGAACAAGCAAUCCAGGGCUGUACAUGUAAUUUGUCAAGAUUCCCCUUUGAUGAUGAAGAAAGCAAAAUUGGCUGUGACUCCGACUGUGAAAGCAACUCCUCCUCCGGUUUGGGUCACAGUAUGGAGCCAACGAUGUCUCUGAGCGAAGGCACGUCUGCCAGUGAUUACCAUGAGGUCUAGCUGGUGGCCAACCCAGAGGAGCUCUUCAGCUGGCUGCAAGCAUGACGUGGACCAGAGUGCCCAUGGUGAGCUUAUGUUCUUGUGUGAACCGUCGUACGGUUAGACAAGUUCACAGCACAUGGUCCUGGUUGCUUGCAUACCCUCACUUUUCCUUAAUUCUUAAUCCUUAGAAUUAUUUGCUGCUUGUAUGUGAAGGUGGCUAGUAAGGUCUCAACAGCAAUGUCCUAGUUUAUUUUGCAUGUAUUGUCAUGGUAAUAACGUUCAUGUGUCCCUUUCUGGUUUACUUUUCUUUUUUUUUUUUUUUUUUUUUAAGAGAUUCUUAAUGUCUGAAGACCCAGUAGAGGGCACUUUUUACUAUUUUGCUAUCAAAGUAUUGUUAAAGGAAUCUGUCUUAAUGUGUUUAUUAAUGAAUGUUUUAACUGGUGAAUAUGCAGGAGCUUCUGAAGAUGACUGG
Molecule: messenger RNA, 1231 nt
Organism: Alosa sapidissima (American shad)
Lineage: Eukaryota; Metazoa; Chordata; Actinopteri; Clupeiformes; Clupeidae
Gene: snx10a
Product: sorting nexin 10a
Exons: 7
Coding region: 163-777 (204 amino acids)
Biological process (GO): intracellular protein transport
Molecular function (GO): phosphatidylinositol binding
Source: RefSeq, a predicted model, not a curated record